CAAGUCUUCGUUACACAAACACAAACAAAUUCAUCAGAAUGUCCUCCGUCGCCACCCGUAACGUCAAGUCCAUCGUCCCUCUCCUCGACCGCGUCCUCGUCCAGCGCGUCAAGGCCAGCGUCAAGACCGCCUCCGGUCUCUUCCUCCCCGAGAAGUCCUUGGAGAAGUUGUCUGAGGGUACCGUCAUCGCCGUCGGUAAGGGCGGUUUCGUCGACGGAAACAAGGUUGAGGUUUCCGUUCAGGCUGGUGACCGUGUUUUGUUGCCUCCUUUCGGUGGAUCUGCUAUCAAGGUUGGAGAGGAUGAGUACACUUUGUUCAGGAACCACGAGAUCUUGGCCAAGAUUGACGAGGCUGCCUAA
Messenger RNA from Saitoella complicata NRRL Y-17804, 359 nucleotides. RefSeq names its product 10 kDa heat shock protein, mitochondrial. The transcript has 2 exons. Gene Ontology annotation, cellular component: mitochondrial matrix. The record is from RefSeq and is a predicted model, not a curated record. NCBI's taxonomy places the organism in Eukaryota, Fungi, Ascomycota, Saitoellomycetes, Saitoellales, Saitoellaceae. The coding region runs from base 39 to 359 and encodes 106 amino acids. Gene Ontology annotation, molecular function: protein-folding chaperone binding; protein folding chaperone; ATP binding.